UUCAGUGGAAAAAUAAUUAUUUCCGUUUGAGUCGCCGAAUAGCUUGAUUGUGUUUUUCUUUUGCAGGACGGAGUAAUAAAUAUAUAUAAGUGGAGUUAAAGAAAAUUUAACACCAUUUGAUUAACGCCUGUUUAAAGAACGAAAUACGUACAGAAUAAUGGUCGGCUCAAGAGUUUAUGUCGGUGGAUUACCGUAUGGAGUUCGUGAAAGAGAUUUGGAGCGGUUUUUUAAAGGUUAUGGACGAACGCGCGAUAUCUUAAUUAAGAAUGGUUAUGGCUUCGUUGAAUUUGAAGACUACAGAGAUGCGGACGAUGCAGUUUAUGAGCUAAAUGGGAAAGAGUUACUAGGGGAAAGAGUGGUUGUUGAACCGGCAAGAGGUACAGCUCGUGGCAGUCAUAGAGACCGAUAUGAUGAUCGAUACGGAGGCCGCCGUGGGGGAGGUGGUCGUUAUAAUGACAAAUCAUCUUCUCGUUAUGGGCCGCCGCUACGUACCGAGUACCGCCUGAUUGUGGAGAAUUUGUCAAGCCGCGUGAGUUGGCAGAAAUGCCACUAAUGGGUUGACAGAUCAUCACCUUGGUUGAAUGAUGAAGUUAAGAGGCUUAAUUUGAGAAGAGUUCAUGAGACCAGUUUAUGAGCACAAACCUAAUUCUCCGCUCAGUCGCUCGCCUGAAAGCUCAUGCGACCUCAUCCACUCAAAGGCAGUGAUAAGUGAUACGGCCAAUGCAGAGAGAAAUAAAUGAACUCAUCCCGAUCGUAAAAAUCACAUUACAAUUCCCAUUCUGAAAAGAGACCAACACUAAUGAUAUGAAGGGACGAAAAAUUCGAUUGUUGGAGGUAGAUUGCUUACAUUCAUCCGUUUCGUGAGCUGGUCAUGAUAUUUUUUGUUUUAUGCGAACGAGUGCAAAAGCGAAUUUGGAAAUGAUUUUCAUCUGAUAAGAUUUCUGGGCUUCGAACAAGGAAUAAAAACAUCUGAACACUUAAAUAACAAAAUUAGCCAAAAUGAUGAAGCACAAAUGAAAUAGGGUUAAUAAUUCAGCUAUAAUAUAAAAUAAAAGGCACAAGAUUCGUGGCAGAUGUCAGAGCAACCUAAUGAACGCACUUGAGCUGAAGAAGCGGACACUAAACGCAAAGAAUUCAAUUUAACAUUUUUUUCUGCCAGUGUGACAUUCGUAUAGUUUGAUGCGAUGUAGAUGAAAAUGUUAGAUUGACAAACUAAAUGCGUUCGGUUUUUAAAAUUAGGUACAUAUUAUUAAGAACGUAAAAUGUAUUAAAAAUGAUUUAAUUUUAGAAUUGUCGAAUUCCUUAUAGCGAAUAGCGAUUGCAAAUAAUCCCAGAGUCUCGUACCAACCAAGAACGUGCGUCGGACGAAGCUUCAAACCGAUUGCGAUUACGAAUGGUGUGCGAUGUGGUGCUUUUUUGACGCUUCUGAUGCUCUUGAUGACGCUUCUGAUGGCUUCAGUAAAAUAAUGGUGCUUGCAGGCUUCUGUAUGCUCUGGCUAUGGCUAUUGUGUCUGUUCCUUGUCCAAAUGUAGCGAUGUGCAAAAGAUGUCCUAACUACUCUACUGCUUAGGUGGUACUUAAUGUAGAACAUCGAUGUCGUCGACUGAACUGUACCUAGCCGGCUCACCGAUAGUUCUUUCUGGCGAUAAGGGACCGUAGAAAGUAUCAGCCAACCAACAUGUCAAACUUUAUGCGAUGCUGGCGGGUGGUGGCAGUCAGGAGAAUGUAACAUCAUGCCUCUGAUCCGGAGGUGUGAACUCAUUUCCCUUUAUUUACAGUAGAAGAACAAAUAAUUUCACAAACGGCCAAAAACUGGUUUCUGAUGUCUUAUGACGGCCUAGAUUUAAGCCCUCUGUAAAUUGGGUUGUUCUGUUUGCAUGAUCAACGAUGCAGCGAAGUGCACUUACAUUAAUGAUCACCGGAGGUCUUUUUUAUACCGAUUAUGCGCUAGAAUGGCCUGCGCACUUGCAGUCUCCAUGUUCAGAUGCUUCUCUUCAAGAAGUACUAAAUUGAUUCGAUUUGACGGUUAUCGCCUGUAUAGUAUAUUUACUACCCAGAAUGUCAACGUGAGAUAAGCAUAUAGUACAUAAUUUCACGAAAGAUGACAACUUGAUUUGGUCUGGUGUUCUGGUAGACAAGAUGCAUGCGUUGACGUAUCCAUUGGAUGUAACUUUUGUUAAGCGACUUGACUUUUCGACUUGCGAAUUUAAUUAGUGGCAAAUUGCCGGAAUGCCAUUGUACACAUUUGAGAAAAGUUGAAUACACAUCUGAGGGUCCUAUACGCACGCAAUAUAUCCGACAUAUCCAACCGCUGUCGACGUAAAUCACGCUUUAUAUUGAGGUCACUGAGAGGUCACAAAUACAUUUGAUAUACAGUGAAAGUAUUACUGACAAAAAGCGACUUUGUUCAAAUGAUAUUAA
Messenger RNA from Anastrepha obliqua, 2421 nucleotides. RefSeq names its product serine-arginine protein 55 (gene B52). Gene Ontology annotation, cellular component: nucleus; cytoplasm; ribonucleoprotein complex. Lineage: Eukaryota; Metazoa; Arthropoda; Insecta; Diptera; Tephritidae. The record is from RefSeq and is a predicted model, not a curated record. The coding region runs from base 158 to 553 and encodes 131 amino acids. Gene Ontology annotation, biological process: mRNA splice site recognition; alternative mRNA splicing, via spliceosome. The transcript has 6 exons. Gene Ontology annotation, molecular function: mRNA binding.